Molecule: messenger RNA, 4481 nt
Organism: Porites lobata
Lineage: Eukaryota; Metazoa; Cnidaria; Anthozoa; Scleractinia; Poritidae
Source: the annotation of a GenBank genome assembly
UGGACAUACUCGAUAAUUGAACAUCUUCAUUCUCAACAGCACAAUCUUGGGGUAUUCGAGAAUAGCCAUCUGUUCAGUUCGAUAAAUUUUGAAAAGCUUUGGAGCUCGAGAAAUGAGUAACAAUCAAGACGAAAGCGACGAAGAGAGCUCUAGAAAGCGCCUUACAGUUCCUAGCGGCUUUAGAAACCUACUCGAAAAUCUUACCUUGGAAAUUUUGCGGUCGAACCCAAGUGACAUUUACAAAUUUGCGGCUGAGUAUUUUAAAUCAAGGUUGCAGGAAAGACAAGGUAGGCGUAUUGUACAAUACUGUUGUCAGUUGUUAUAUCUGUAAUCGUAGUUGUAGGAUAAGAAUGAAGAGGCGGUCGUUCGAGUAUAAGAGAAGCGCUUGGAUUUUCGCGAGGUCUUUAUCAAUAACACAGUUACUCAAACAUGCGUCACUCGGCGCUGUUCACACUUCCAAAAACAACAUUCGAUCUCAUUUUGUUUCCUUCUAAGUUUUAGUGCCACGUGUAUCGAAACAAGAUUUCGUAUUUGCCCCCUAUCCUUUUGAAAAUCAAUAGCACAGUUUCUCAAAAGCUUUCAAACAUGGAAAGUCCUAUCAGUUUUUACAUCAGUUGUCCUCUCAGCUGCUCCGUUGACUAUUUUUAAAGGACUAUCCAAGGUGAUCGGUUUUGUUUAUGUUUUCUUGCGAGUUACGAAAUAUUUUGAAGCAAAAAGCGGCAUUUGAUCACCUUGUCAAUCCUUGUAAUUUUGAACGUUAAAUACGGCUUCAGUCCUGUUGAUAUGAAAUUGUCAGGACAGUAGAGGAGAAUCGACACGUCGAAUGGUAAUGAAUGAGUCGCCCCCACUGGGCCAAUUUCUAUGUCAGGGUAAUUUUCGGUUCAUUAAGAAAAUCAAACGAGUUUCUCUAAAUCUUGAAAAUUAUAUAUUAUAUUUUAAACUUCGUCAUGAAUGAAAUCAAUAAGAACUUGCCGAAGUUCUUGCGAAGUGUGACUGCCUAUUUAUUUUGAGUCCUUAAGAGAAACACUGUGGCCCAUUGUGACUGACGAAAGUGUAGUUUUUCAGCUGUCCCCGACAAUGUUUACAUCUGUGAGUCAGUGUUUUGCAAAGUAAAUUGGACUUUCGAUGUAAGUUAGGGUUCAAUAAAUGCAGAUUUGUGUUAUAACAUACUUUUCUUUUCACUUUCGAAUUUCCUCUGAAUCGUCAGCACAAAUUAUGGUUUUUCUCCCACGAACUCAAACGUUUAUGAUAACUACUUUUUGUAGGUUUUUUAGUAGGUUUACAUUACUUUAAUUCCAUACCGACUGGGCUUUAGAAGAAGGAAAGAGCUAAGCCCACGUUGAAGGAACUUAUAAUAAGAAAGAAGCCUAUAAAAAAAUAAUAAUAAAAAAACUGGUAUAACUUAAAACCAUAAAAAAAGAAAGAAAAAUUGGUAAUCCGCAAAAAUUAACGCCACGGUCAAAUUUAAUAUAUAUCGGUUUCAAGUACAAAAACGUUUUGACUGUAGAUACUGACAGUAUUGACUGUGGGAAAAAGGGACCCUGUAAAAGACAGUUAUCAAAUCCGGGGAUCAAAUUUAGCAAUUGACCAUAAAAUUGUAUUUUUUUUUCUGAUGUUGUUUCGCCUUAUUUUGACUUAGAUAAAUACAACAAAUCUGUAUGCAAUUUAGUUAAGAAUCGCAACUUUUAACUUAUUUCCAAGACGAAAAACCAUGGCCAGUUACAGCAACUAAUUAGUUCAAGCAAAAUGUCCGUCAUUUCCGUAAUUGUUAAUCCUAAUAUGCAACUAGAUUUUUGAAGGGUAGGUUAACUGUUUCACCAAGAUUAUAAUCAAAAUGCGACCAAAGAGGUUUGCUCUCAUUGCAGAGAAACUACUGUUUUAAUUUUGAAGACACGAAGAUGGUUUAGACUUUGAAAUACUUGUUUUAACCAAGCAGGAAAAUACCAUUUGAAAGUGAAAAAUUAUUUUAACCUUUCAUUUUGCAACUGCUGAUGACGGUAUAUUUUUGCCUAUCUAACGAGGUAUCGGCCGGAGAUUGAGUGGUUGCUGAAUAUUGUUUAAAUAGAUGUUUUACACCUGCAGUGUUCCUAAUGACUGAUUUACUGAAAUGCAAAUAAUUCUUAUUAACCAUAAAAUCACUUAUCAGUUAUUCGCCAUUUGCACAUCUCCCAAAACACACCUUGCUUGCACCCCAAAAUUUCGCCGCAUAAGUAUUGUCUUAUAUUUCUCUUGGGACCGCUGUAAUACCCUAUCGAUAUAUCCAAAAGAGUAUCGAAUAGAAUUUCCGCGAAGUUUUCUCUUAAAAAUGGGUUUAGAGGCAUCUCUCCCGUCAGAAGGAAUUAGGUUCGAUACUUUUGCUCCAGUUCUUGAAAAUGAGCGUUCGAAAAUUUCCAAACAUCAGCGAUUUAAUUGGUAAAGGGCCAAAAGGGAGGUUUUUUGCGCCCGAAAAGCUCCAAAAUUACACUAUCAACGGAAAAGAAAUGGAGAAAAAGAACUAAGAGCGAGGAGAAAGGGAAAAAAGCAAUGUAUGGUUGCAGUUUAAAUUGGCUGUACUUUGCGUGACUUUGGAAACGAGAGGGAAGCUUUCGAAAAGACGUCUGGGACUAUUUAUAAGGACAGGGGAAAAAGUUGGCCAAUAGCUGACCGACGCGUCCCCAGUAGCGAUCCCAGAAAUAAUAGCGGGACGCAUCUCGGCUCCAGUCCCCUUCUCGUAUCUAAAGUGGCGAUUUCCCCGAAGAAGUCAGGAUGUGCCCGACGAAAUAUUGGAAAGAAAAGCCUAAACUCAUUGAUGUACAACCAGCCUUGCUUUUUUACUGUAUGUUUACAGCAAUGAAAAUUUGCUGAUUAGAUCCAGCAGGAUCCGCACCUUUGUUUUGUACGUUGACCCUCGCUACUUGUGACAAUAAAAGUAUCACCACCGCAUGCAAUCUUAUCCUGCUUGCUGUUCAGGUUACGUCUUCACGGAAACUGUCUCAGUGUUGUCUUUAAAAAAUAACUAAAAUAACGAAAGAAGUAUCCGAAUACUUUCUACCAUUUUUAAGUUAGUGGUGGGUCUGCCCUAUUGACCUUUUUUUGACACUCGAUUCAGAAUGGUUCUUAAUCCCCAUAAAAAGGAGGAAAAAAACCGCGUAAAUUGAAGACUUGAUGAUCGUUCCGCAGCAGAUGGAAACUCUCUCUGACCACCACUCAUUUAAUCUGUAAAUAACGUUUAGCUUUUAACUCCAUGAAAGUGCUUUAUUUAAGCUUUUCUUUUUAAAUACUUUUAACGCAGAGCGAGGAUUUGAUGAUUGCCUUUUGGGGUCACAAAUAGAUGGAUAUUAUCGCUACGAACCGUUUGGAGGCAAGCAAGAGAGUCUUGAUAAAGCGGCCACGAAAAUUCAAUCCACUUUCCGUGGCCACAGGGCAAGGCAAGAGAUUCGAAAAGGCAACGCCGCAUUCGAAGAAAACGAGGCAGAAAAAACCCAGGGAGUGGUCGAUGGUUUUGGCGGGAAACAAUACGGCAGUGAGGAAGACGCGGCUGCCGUUCAGAUACAAGCUGGUUGCCGUGGUUACAUUACUCGUAAAGAGCUGAAGAUGCGAGACGAGGCCGCGAUCAAAAUUCAAGCUGGUUAUCGAGGUUACGCGGUCCGGAAAGGGUUGAAACAGAGCUCCGAAAGGUCAAACUUGGAUAGAAUCGACGAAGAAGUUCCAAAGGCUAAUGAGGGCAAUGAGCAGGUAGAGAGAAAUGAAGAGGUGGAAGCCGCGGCUAUUAAAAUUCAGUCCGCAUUCAGGGGGCAUCGAACAAGGGAAACAGUGCUCAGUAAAAAAGAAAAGGAAGAGAACGCCACUGACGCGAAAGAUGAGGGGAACAGAGCGACAGAAAGGGAUCGUGAACUGGCUGCUAUUAAAAUCCAGUCAAGCUAUCGUGGUUACCACACUAGAAAACAGAUACAAGAAAGGGGGGAAGCAGCCACGAAAAUUCAAGCUUAUUACAAAGGUUACAGGGUCCGAGGGCUUCGUCGUGCGCAGUCAGAAGCUGCCGUGAAGAUACAAAGCUACUACCGAGGAUAUAAGACAAGAGAACAGUUUAAAAAGAGUUAUUCCUCGAAAAACUUCCUGACCGUUUCAAACGACGAUGAGUUUGCCCUUCACAGGGACAGUCGAACAUCGUUCAGUCUUCCCGAAGGCGUGAAAUUUGAGGGAACCCUUGACGAGGACAGCGACUCGGAGAUCGAUAAGAUGGUGGAUCAGUUGGAAGAAAAGCAGAAAUUGAAAGCAAUCGAAGAAGCUUCGAGUCCCGAUGCUGCAACGAAAGACAAGGGCGGUGAAGAUAACUUGACCAACUGCUGAUUCAUAAAAUGAGAAUGGGUUUCAGGGAUUUCAUUCAUAGACAAAAACUUAUGAACCACCUUGAAUAGCAUUAAUUACAACAAGGAAUUAACUGCUAACACAGUAGUCUAAAAGCAAGCUACAAACGUAUACUUGGAACACUUCGUGGUGGC